This is a messenger RNA of Linum trigynum, 2476 nucleotides long. NCBI's taxonomy places the organism in Eukaryota, Viridiplantae, Streptophyta, Magnoliopsida, Malpighiales, Linaceae. The record is from the annotation of a GenBank genome assembly.
CCCACUUAUAACUAACCCUCCUUUUUUUUUUACAAAAGAUAAUCAUAUAUAGAUUCAAGAUAGGCACCAUUACAUCCGGGAAAACAACCAGACCUGAAAAUUAAACGAGCGACACGUAGACGGGUACAAAGCAAGGGCCUUUCUAGCCACCGAGUUCUUGUGACGGUGUGGAAGUAGGAGGUGUUUUUAUCACCUUUCUUCAGCCAAUGAACCCUCGAUUUUUGUUGCCAGUACACCUCCUCUGCUUCCCAUUGGCGAGUCAGUUCCGUUUCUAGGAUCUUGACCUCCUCCCAAUUGAUGGGGUGAUGGGAUUUGAUAUGUUUAAUCUCAACUUGGAGUGUCUUGAUAUUGCGAAGCGAGCUGGUAGUCCCAGCCCUACUCCAAUCGUAGAGAAGAUGUCUCAAAUUCUUAAGGUUCUCCCAGAGUUGAUACAUCGGGGUCCCAGAGAUUUGUUCUUGCCAUACAUACCUGACCAUUGCCCUACGGAUUGUCCGCCCAUCGGGCAUCAAACCUGAAAAGGGGCCGACUUUGUCGAACAAAGGGUUUGUCCGCAAGGAGCAGUGCCCGAUGAUCCGAACCAAGGUCUGUGCAAUGCUUGACAAGAGUAUCUGGGAAGUGAUCAACCCACCUUAUUAUAUGUUUUCAUCAAUAUUGACUAACCCACUCUCUUAUAUAUUCCUGAGAUUGCGUUCAGAUUUACAACAGUUUUCCUUUUUCUCGAAUUGUUAACUAUUUGUACACAUGGUCGUAUUGACAUCCUUCCCCCUAUAGCAUCACAUUGCACGCUAUUGCAUCACAUGUCCUCACCAAGACGAGUUCGGAUGAGAGAACUCUAUAGUGUGUUUGGUGUAGAUCUCUGAUCAUGUGGGCGCUCUUGAUGAUCAGUUUCUGGAAAGGAAGAUCUCAGAUGCAGUCAAGUAAUGAAGUGACAACAUUUAAUACAUGUAUUGCAGUACCAAAAUCGAGUCAAAGAAAGGUGGGAAGAGACCAAAAAAUUGAUGAAUAUACAGAUGGAGCUAGCUAGGGCAUUCAUUUCCCAUUAGUACAUAGUAUAGUAGUAUGCAGAUGUGGGGCAACUUGGUAGAAAAAUCCAUGCACGUAUUAUUGUUCUGUCCCUUUCACAUUUCUUCAUGCAUUAAAUCGGAGCAACAUACACUUGGUCAUGUUAUAAAUUGUUUGGACUUCCACUAGCUGAUUCAAUCAAUAUCAACUUUUGAAACAUAAAAACACUUCUAAAAAUCAUACUAAAAAGAGUCUACAUAUAUAAAACACUCGAAGAAUACCCAAAUCGAAUGGAACCAACAACAAAAUUAGAUAAAAAAGAAGUGAAAUGAUGUGAAAAAUAUAACCUAUCAUUUAGGAGAUAAGAUGGGAUAAGCAUCACAUGAUUUCACACCCACGAAACCUUUUCUUCCUCUUGUUUCCAUCUCAAAUCUUUGGAUGAGCAUGCUUGAGCUAGCUAAUCCAUUUCUUGUCCUUUAGCACACUAGCUGCUAGACAAACUACUUAAACAUCUGAAUGUCUCAUCAGUACUAUCAAUUCAUCAUGAUAAUUAAUCAUCAUCCUUGUACCUCUGAAAUUGCUUUACUUCUUGGUGGUGCUCACGAUGAUCAGGCGCCGUUUUUUGACCAUUCAUCAUCAGAAGCAUAAAAUAUGUAGGGUGUACUUCGAUUUGGAAAUGAUUAUGAAUGUAUUUUUGUUUAAUUGUGUGUUGUUAACUUGUAAUAUGAAGUGUAUUUGAAAAAAUAUUGUUACUAAAGAAAGGGGAGACUUAUUUUUUAAAUUCAUCUAAUUAUAUAACACUGGUUUUGGGUUUUCCCAACAAUAACUUCAAAAAAAAAAAAAAACAACUAUGUUACUCAUAUAUACAUCAAUAGUAGUGAUUGCAAUUUGAAUCCGACUUAUCUUAUAUGAUUCACGUUGGGACAAAUAAUAUCCGAAUCUAAGUAGCAUGGGCGACUGGCGAGUAUUAGUAUUACUUCAUAUAUUGUCCCACCCCGAUCUGGCUUAUUCUUGACCCUUCCUAUUCAGAUCUUGCUGAUCAAUAUAUAUUUGUAUUUAUCCUAUUUUGUACUUUUUCAAUCACAUUUUAAUAUAAUGCAACUUCAAAUAAGUGCAAGGGUUGGUCUUUCUGAUAAUUGGACUUAACUUAUCAUCAAUUACCUCUAUUUGUCAUUCAUUAUGUGUUUUUCAUUUGUUUUAUUUUUAAAAAUUCUAUUUUUGUAUUUAUUUAUUUCAUAUAAUACGUGAGAUCUGUGCUUUUGAUUCAUAUUCAUACGGAUAUAACCGACUUGAUUCGCGUUUGGUGUCGAGCGAGUAUGAGAUUGACAGACUGAUCACCUAGUUAUCAAUUACAUGGAUACAAAGAAUGUAGUUAGGGAAAUAGGUUCUAAUCAACUAGUAUGGUUUUAGUUCACAAUUCACAACAAAGUUUGGCUUAAGCAAGCUUCUUUUUUAAUAAAAAGAGGCAUAUGUU